Molecule: messenger RNA, 3357 nt
Organism: Oncorhynchus nerka (sockeye salmon)
Lineage: Eukaryota; Metazoa; Chordata; Actinopteri; Salmoniformes; Salmonidae
Product: 2-phosphoxylose phosphatase 1-like
Exons: 5
Coding region: 950-2434 (494 amino acids)
Biological process (GO): glycosaminoglycan biosynthetic process; dephosphorylation; chondroitin sulfate proteoglycan biosynthetic process
Cellular component (GO): Golgi apparatus
Molecular function (GO): phosphatase activity
Source: RefSeq, a predicted model, not a curated record
GAGGCUGGGAACAUGAUGGGCUGACAGGGGGCUGAGGGGAAGUUAAUUGACUAUAUACCUAAUAAAGGAGGGUCCUUUGAGCAAUGGAUGUCAGUGGUGUCUCUCUCGCUAUACUUCUCUCUCGCUAUACUUCUCUCUCACUCUCUUUCUCUCACUCAAUCCUUCAUUCUCUGCUAUUUCAUUUAGUCUCUUCUCCCUCACAAUCUGUCAAACAUUGAGGAGUUGACCCAUUAACCUCUCUUGGGUAGGGGGCAGUAUUUUCACGUCUGGAUGAAAAGCUUACCCAAUGUAAACUGCCUGUUACUCAACUAGGAUAUAAAGUUUCUACAACUGUUAAAAUUAUGUCUGUGAGUAUAACAGAACUGAUAUGGUAGGCGAAACCCAGAGGACAAACCAUCCCAAGAAAAAAAAAAUCAGCCUAACACUGUUUUCAAUGGCUGUCAUUUUUAUUAUAAGGCUAAAUCCUCCCAGAAUGCAGUUCCGAGGGCUUCCUCUAGAUGUCAACCGUCUUUAGAAAGAGUUUCAUGCUAGUUUUUGGAAAAAUUAGCCCGAAAUGGUAGUUUUUCUAGGUGGCUCCCAUUUUGGCUGUAGUGUUUCCAAGCGAGUGGAAGAGAGCGCGUUCUUUGGUAUUUUUCUCCGGUAAAGACGAUAAUGAUUCUCCAUCUUAAAUUUGAUAGUUUAUUUACGUAUUAGGGUACCUAAGGUUGGAUUAUAAUCGUUGUUUGACUUGUUUGGAAAAGUUUAUUAGUAACGUUUGGGAUUCAUUUUGUAUGUAUUUUUAUGGAGGGAAACUGGGUGGAUUAUUGACUGAAGCGCGCCAGCUAAACUGAGUUUUAUGGAUAUGAAGAAGGGUAUUAUCGAACAAAAGGACCAUUUGUGAUGUAACUGGGACCUUUUGGAGUGCCAACAGAAGAAGAUCAUCAAAGUCCACCUAAUCCCCACUACGCCCAUGGGUGAGGAGCGGCCCCACCAGGGUCAAGGCCAGGGCCAAGGGAAAAGCAGGAAGAGAGUGAUCCCUGUCCCCCACACAGAGGAUCCUGAUCCAGACCCCAUCACUGAGGCGUAUGGCUACUGCAACAUCCCCAACCGCUCUGAACAGUCCUGGGAGGGACACAGCCCUGUGGACUACAAGCUGCUGUCUGUCCAGGUGAUGAUUCGCCAUGGCGACCGUUACCCCCUUUACGCCAUCCCCAAAACCAAGCGGCCUGCCAUCGACUGCACCCUGUCCCCAAAGGGGAAACCCUCCCACCCCCAGCUGAAUUCUUUCAUUGGUCACAUGGCCCAGGGGGGGCGUGGCCGCUGGGAGGGGACUCUCAGCUCGUUGCCCCGCCUCCCUAACCACAGCGCCUGCGAGAUGGGUGAGCUCACUCAGACAGGUGUGGUGCAGCACUUACGCAAUGGCCAGCUCCUUCGCCUAGCCUACAAGCGUCACAAACUCCUCCUGCCCAAUUUGUCGACCAAGCAGGUGUGGGUGGAGACUACGGGCAGGAGCCGCACCCUCCAGAGCGGGAUGGCUCUUCUGUAUGGGUUCCUGCCAGACUUUGACUGGAGCCUUCUGACAGUCCACCACCAGUGGAGCACGUUGUUCUGUGGUUCAGCCUGCGACUGUCCUGCCAGGAACCCCUAUCUGGAGGAGGAGCAGAGGAGACAGUACCGCCUCAGAGCGGCAGACACUGAACUGGAGAGGACCUACGCAGACAUGGCCCGUACGCUAGGUCUGCCCCCGCGCCAGCUCAGAGCUGCCAACCCUAUAGACUCUCUGCUGUGCCACCUGUGCCACGGCCUGUCCUUCCCCUGUGUGUCAGCAGGGAGUGCUCUCGGCAGUGGGGGCUGUCUGACUCUGGCCCAGUUCGCUGUGAUCCGGAGGCAGCAGUUAGAGGACGAGGUGGACAGGAGGCGGGUGGGACUGUAUCGCCGCUACGCCGUGCUCGCCACGCACCCCUACCUCAACCGCACCGCCAAUCGGAUGGAGCGCGUCGCCAAGGCCUACGCUCGGGGACGAAAACCCCGCGCUGGAGGAGAGGAGGCAUUCACCCUGUCCUCGGCUCAUGACGUCACUGUCGCACCACUACUAAGCGCUCUGGGCUUGGAGGAUGCACUCUUCCCCAGGUUUGCGGCGAGGGUUGUGUUUGAGUUGUGGAAGAGUCCGCCCGCAACGCAGGGACAAUAUAAGGGGCAAGGCCAGGGUCAGAAUAAGGCUGCUUGGUUGAAAGGGGAGAGGUCAAAGGGUGGUAAUUGGGGAGACAUGUUUGUGAGGGUUCUGUACAACGGAGUGGAUGUGACUUUCCAUACCACCUUCUGUCGCUCACAUGACCGCAAUGCCGCACAGCCGUUAUGCCCCCUGGGUAAAUUCCUGUCGUUCGUCAAGAAAGACAUGUUCAAUAUCCUCAACGCCACGUCCUACCACAACGCCUGCUACCGACAGACAGGCUGACUGACAGAUGGAAGGAUAGAGAGAGAAGGAGAAGAGAAUGGAGGGAGUUAUAAUUUAGCUGAUUUUGGAAUUUGUUAAUAGCUCUUUUCCCACUUUGAUGGUAGUGUCCUUUUGACAUUUUCUAAAGUCACAAACAUUCCUAGAAAGCAUAAAUGCUGAUCAUACAUAUCACUGCAAAAAUACAUAUUUUCACCAACAAAUUCCUAUACACAAACACACGUGCUCACAUACUUUAUACAUACUCUUCAUGCCUUCUUGAUCAGAUGUCUUUGUCGAUAAAGUUUGACUUCUAAACUGACAGCCUUGUGGUGUUGACAAUCACACCAGGAUACUUAACCUGCAAUUAUACACAUUUCAACAUUGACCUUUCUACAAUUUCUUAGUUUUGGAAAUGUUUGUAAGGAAUAGAGGUGGAAGGACUCAGGCACUUGAUUCACACAUUCCUGCAUUCCAACUGGGAAUGUUGAGAUUCCGCUUUUCCCAAAUUCCUGCAUUGAAAGGGGAACGUUGAAACUGGAAACACUAAACUGCCAUUUAUAGUUUGUCUUGAUAUUGUCUGACAUUUUGAAUAAAAUGGUGCUGGAGACCAAUAGAAUUAGGGUCAGUUUUGCUGUACAAUUAAUUUAUUUUAGUUUACUCAACCACAUACUUUAAGCAGAAGUAAAUUUCAAUGUUAAGAAUUAAGUCAAUCCAACAAUUUACACCCAAUGCACCUUGGUGAAGGCUAGAAGGCUAGUUGUUAUGGUACGUAGAUUCCACUGCUGCUGUAAGAUGGUAAUGACAGUUAAUAAAUAUGUCAUCAGUAAUUGUAAUUUCUGUGGACAUUUUUUUGAAUGAUGCUCAUCAGUUUGAAUAAUUGUAAUUUUGACUAUAAAGCACAUUACACAGUGGGCCACGAAGUAAUAAAACAUGUUUCCUCACAA